Molecule: messenger RNA, 811 nt
Organism: Ochlerotatus camptorhynchus
Lineage: Eukaryota; Metazoa; Arthropoda; Insecta; Diptera; Culicidae
Product: calaxin-like
Exons: 1
Coding region: 121-786 (221 amino acids)
Molecular function (GO): calcium ion binding
Source: RefSeq, a predicted model, not a curated record
CUUGACGAUACAAACGUCUUGACUCUUGGAGCCCUGUGCUGAGUGAAAACUUCGAAAACUGCUAAAAGAACGCAGAUCAGCUCAGGGAAAACCUCACCGCAAACGAAAAAAAAAAUCACCAUGUCCCUGGACCUUACGCUUGACCAGGGCGAGGAAAUCCGCUUCCUCAACAAAAUCUCCGACACGGUCAAACAAUUGCACAAGAAAACCCAUUUCACCGCCCGGGAGUUGGAAAUCUCACUGCUCCUGUACUACAAACUGCUCAAGGACGAAGAUGGACCCCGGAGUCCUGUUCAAGGUUUCAUCAGUCGACAGCAGUUCACCACGGUGUUCGAUACGGCGUUCGGAAUGACGGACAAUGUCAUGAUCGGAAGGAUCUACGCUGCACUGGACAAGGGUGCAACGUCUCACGUCACGAUGGAAACCUGGGUGCACACGUUGUCGCUCUUCCUGCGGGGGACAUUCGAGGAGAAGGUAAAGUACUGCUUCAAGGUGUACGACAUCCAAGGAGAGGGAAUGAUCCGUCGAGAUCAUAUGAUGCUGCUGCUCAAAACUGCAAUCGUCAAGCACCAAGAUGAGGAGGUGGAGGAAGCGGUCAAGGACUUAGUGGAUAUCAUCCUGCACCGGAUGGAUAUCGAUCGGGAUGGAUCGAUAUCGUUCCAGGAUUAUAGCGAGACGGUUAGAAAAUCACCGCAAAUGUUGGAGUGCUUUGGGCAGGCGUUGCCAGAUCGCGGAUAUAUCUAUGCUUUUUCGAGAACCUUUUUGGAGCGGGUUCGAAAAUUUUAAGUCAAUAAAAAUUCAAUUCAAGUAA